AUGAGCUCAUUUGAAAACGAAAAAGAAAAGGAAACAGAAAAAUCUCUCGGACAUGUUAAUAAAUUUUUCGAAGAUAAAUCUUCAAUCCUACCUUUUUCGAAUGAAAUCCCAACUCAACUGAUCGACAAAUGUGAACGAGGAUUCAAAUUCAAUGAAGAUAAAUCUAUUAGACAAGUAUCCAGAAAAGCACUUGAUAUUGACAUUUCUAAUUUCAAUCAAACUUAUCGGAAAGUUGAAGAAACUAAUGAAUUAAAUUAUGAAACCAACGAUAAUUAUGCUAAACAAAAGCUUAAACAUUUUAAAACAUCUACUGAAAAUUCUCAAGAAAGAUGGGAAAUGGCAGAAAUCACUUUAGAUUCGUGUGUUAAACCAACCAAUUAUUUUAUUGAAGAUGUAAAGAAUGCAUUGAAAAAAAGUACAAAUUCGGAUAAAAUAAAAGAACUUCGUAAUAUAAUAGAAAAUUAUGGUAGUUUUUACGCAUUCAAACUUGUUUUUGGCAAGGCUAUAAUCAAAACAAAAAUUUCUUAUAGUAGAUCAGAGGAUGUUUCAAAAGUUCAUAACUCUGAAGCACAACUUGGGGGUGGUUUGACUCAACAAAAUGCUGAGUUAAAAGUUUCAAAUGAAGUUCAAAGUGAAGAAAAGAGUAUUUACAGUAAUUCAACUGCUAAAAUUGAAACUGUUGGUGGAGAGGAUUAUACCAACUGGGAAGUAAUUAGAUAUGAUGACUUUCAUAUAAUAUUUGAUUUACUUAAUUGUGAUAGUUAUAAAGAUUUAUGGAAACAAAUUAUAGACAUUUUGGGUUACCGAAUUUUAAGUGCGGGAGUUGAGACUUUAAAUUUUAAUCCUAGAAAUCGACUUCCAUUUGAAUUUGGAACAGAAAUAACAAAAAUAAAAAAUCUUUCUAAAUGUCAUAUUUAUGCGUCAAUAGUAAAUGAAAAUGAAAAUAUUACGAAAGCAUUUUCUUUGCACGUUGAUUUUGUGGAUGAACAUACCCCUGAAAUUUUCGUUCAUUUAAUUAGACAUAAAAAAGGCAAAACAAAAGUUAAGCAUUAUAAAUUGAAAGUUUGCUGGAUUGUUGUUGGAAAGCCAGCAGAUGUCGAUUUUGAUAUGGCAGGAACCGAAUAUCCAGUAAUACUUAGAAGCUAUAAAUAUAGUGGCUUUCAAAAUAAAAAUAAUAUUAUGCAAAUUCCUGUUGCUCAAGAUAUUAAAGAUAUUCCAAAACACGCUGAAACUUGCAUAUUAAGCACUUGUGUACUAGAAUCUUAUUCAGAGACUAACCGUUCUAUUGAUAGAUCCAAACCUAUCUUUGUUGGUACAUACUUCUCAUUUUAUGAAAAAUUUGCAUGUUUAUAUGCAUAUAAUAGCAAGGGAGAGGCUUCCAUUGAUCCGCAAAUUUUACAAAGAUUUACAUUACACUUUUGUGAUAAAAAACGAAAAUUGUCUUACGGCGUUGAUGAUAGAAAAAAAAUCUUGCCUAUUAAAUGUAAUGAGAACCUUGUUUUCGUAAAUCAAGUGACUUAUUGUUCUGAUAAAAACUGCAAACAUAACGGUUUUAUUAAUGUCAAUUUGCAUGAAAUUAUUUAUGGAUCAUUUGAUUCUCAUUGUAUGAAUUGUGUGAACGAAGAUUGCGAAGAUUGCCAUAUGGGAAAAAUUGCUUAUCUGAAAUUUCCAUUAGAAGUUAUGCCCUAA
Molecule: messenger RNA, 1689 nt
Organism: Scutellospora calospora
Lineage: Eukaryota; Fungi; Glomeromycota; Glomeromycetes; Diversisporales; Gigasporaceae
Source: the annotation of a GenBank genome assembly